AUGGCAGCCACCUACGAUAGGUGGAUCCAUCAUGGGGAGCCUUUACAUGCUGAACCUGGAGCUGAACCUGGAGCUGAACCUAGACAUCAACCUGAUGCACACCAUGCUGAUGAAGGCGGCGAGCAUCUAGAAGAUGAUCAUGUUGUGCUAGAGAAUUCUUUUAAUUUGGUGGAGGAGGAUGGGGAUGAGGAUGAUGGGAUCCCUGACCUGUUUAAGGAUCUCUACGAGUCUGAACCACAAGGUGAUGGACAGAAUACAAUCUAUGCCGAGCUAAUAGAGGAAGCGAAGCGGUCAGCUAGUGAUGGUGGGACAAUGUCCAGAUUUGCUUUCACCGUGAAGUUACUCCAUGUCAAGUCCUUCUACCGGAUGAGCAACGCCGCCUUGAACGGAAUACUCCAUCUCUUGGCCAUCCAAUACCCCAAAAGCUCAAUUCCCAAAAAUUACGAUGAAGCAUUGAGUAUCAUCGGAAGAUUGGGGCUUGGUUAUGAAUCAAUCCAUGUCUGCCCAAGCAAUUGUGUCUUGUUUCGGAAGACGUAUGCCAAGCUUGACAAGUGCCCUAAAUGUGAUGCCUCUAGGUGGAAAGAUGGGGAUGGCAGGAAGCAGAUACCGGAGAAGGUAUUGAGGUACUUUCCAAUUAUUCCAAGGCUGCAAAGGAUGUUUAUUUCAAAGAAACAAUCUGAAGAAGUGCAAUGGCACAAGCUGAAGCGGAAACCUGUGACUAAUGAGCUUAGCCAUCCAGCGGACGGAAAGGCAUGGAAAGACUUUGACAGUCAACAUAAAGACUUUGCCGCCGAUGCGAGAAACAUAAGACUCGGCCUUGCCACAGAUGGCUUUAACCCCUUUGGCAUGAGCAGGAAGUACAACAUGUGGCCAGUAUUCAUCGUGCCGUACAACCUGCCACCAUGGGCAUGUAUGGAUCAGUCCAACUUCAUGAUGGCUUUGCUGAUCCCGGGUCCAGAUUCUCCAGGAAAGGAUUUUGAUAUCUUUAUGGAGCCCCUCGUUGAAGAUUUGUUCAAGCUAUGGAAUGGUGUGCAGACCUAUGAUGCCCUGAGUCCCGAUAAGUUCAAUCUGCGUGCUGCGGUUAUAUGGUGCAUCCAUGAUUUCCCGGCGCUGCACACUUUGUUGGGUAGGCUCACGGCUGGUUAUCAAGCAUGCGUGCGUUGUGACAAGGACCCGUGCUCCGAGAGAAGAAGAAACAAGUUAUGCUGGAUAGGGAGCCGCCGUUUUCUUCCUCUGGACCAUCGUUGGCGAAAAAGCAAAGGGUUCAAUGGCAAUACUGAACCACGUGACCCUCCGGCAGAGUUUACUAAAGAGGAGCUCAAGCAGCAACUUGACAAGGUGAAAGAUGUCAGACCGGGAAAGAAUCAAAAGAAAAGGAAGUGGGAGGAAGGUCAAUGUUGGGACCGGAGGUCUAUUCUGUGGGACCUCCCAUACUGGGCAGAUCUGAAGUUGAGGCACAAUCUGGAUGUAAUGCACAUUGAGAAAAACAUAUGUGACAAUCUGCUUGGGACAUUUAUGAACAUCGACGGGAAGUCAAAGGACACACUUAACUCGAGGCUUGAUUUGGAAGAUAUGGGCAUAAGGGAAGCUUUGCACCUACGGCCUAUUGAUGGGGGAAAGUCGUUUGAGAUGCCGGAAGCAUGGUAUACAAUGACUAAAGAAGAAAAGAUUGCAUUUUGUGAGUUUAUAAGAGCGGUGAGGUUUCCAGAUGGGUAUGCCGCUAACCUCGCAAAGUGCGUGUCUCCCGAUGGAUGCAAGCUCCAGGGGCUGAAAACCCAUGAUUGCCAUAUCCUCCUCCAAAGGAUCUUACCGGCUGGACUCCGUGGAAUAAUGGAUAAAGAAAUAUAUGAAGCGAUCGCUGAGUUGGGAAAUUUCUUUAAAGAGUUGUGCUCCAAAACACUGAAGCUGUCUGUUCUUGAAAGACUCGAAAAAGAAAUCCCAAUUAUCCUCUGCAAACUUGAAAAGAUCUUUCCACCAGCCUUCUUCACCGUGAUGGUUCAUUUGGCGGUUCAUUUACCCAAAGAGGCAAUUCUUAGAGGCCCCGUACAGUACGGCUGGAUGUAUCCCGUGGAAAGAAGGAUGCUUACAUUUAAGCGCUAUGUGCGAAACAUGGCCAGACCCGAGGGGUCAAUUGCUGAGGCAUAUAUUGUUGACGAGUGUCUGACUUUUUGCUCUCGGUACUUCGAUGAUCUGGAAACUAGAUUUAAUCGGCCAGGCAGAAAUAUAGAGCGGGAUGAUUCGCAUAGUGGUGAUGUAUCGGUUUUCAGUCAUGGUGUCAAAUUUCUUGGAGGGUCACAAUACUCGGAGGCAGGGGAUGACUACGAGAAGAUGCAUUGGUUGUGCAAGAAGGAACUGGAGGAGCAAGAUAGCCGCAUCAAUGUUCACAAGUGGCUUGCGAAGGGAUUUGCUGGAUGGUUUAAGAAACAUAUUGGAAAAUUGCACGAGGAAGAUAAGGUGAGUGAUGAUCUCUUUGCUCUGGCAUGCGCGCCGGAUAAGAGAGUGAGGGUAUAUACUGCAUGUGUUAUUGAUGGUGUCCGCUACCACACCCUUGACCGUGAGAAAAAUAGAAACACACAGAAUAGUGGAAUUGUCACCGAGGGAGAACACGAAAAUACCUUAAUUGACUUCUACGGUCAGCUGAGAAGCAUCAUCAGGCUCCAAUAUAACUCCAGCGGAGGCGUCCAUCGUUCGGUCGUCUUGUUCCGCUGUGAUUGGUUUGAUCUUGGCGGGAAGAAGAAUAGCCGAGUCCGGGAGGAUCGACACUUCAAAAGUAUAAACACCGGAAGGUUCUGGUACAAGAAUGAUGCUUUUAUCCUAACAACACAAGCAACAAAGGUCUUCUAUCUUCCUGACACUGAUUUGGGUGGCCAUUGGCGAGUUGUGCAAAAAUUCCAGCAUAGACAUUUGUGGACUGUGAAGGAAAGUGAAGUGGACAAGGGUCCCGGUGGUGGUUCGCUAUCUUACCAAGAUGAUGACACACCGGAAGUUCCAGUGCUAACCCGAGAACCCACUGUGGAGACCAGACCGCAAAGGCGCCGUGAACAAAUGUUAGUUGAUGCAGCGGUUGUGGAAAGAAUGAGGAAAAGAAGGAAGGAGGUAGUGGAUCUACAGGAAAGCGACGAUGAAGUAGAUCAUACAGUACACCAAUACUGUGAUGAUGAUGAAGAUAACAGGCCGUUCGACGAUGAUUAG
Molecule: messenger RNA, 3192 nt
Organism: Lolium perenne
Lineage: Eukaryota; Viridiplantae; Streptophyta; Magnoliopsida; Poales; Poaceae
Source: RefSeq, a predicted model, not a curated record